GUAACAUCACAACAGGCGAUACUAAGCUGCACUGCACAGAGAACAGUACGAUAAUUACUAAUAAAUAAUAUAUUUCAGCGGAGAAAAAAAAGAUAAGGACGAAAGCCAAGAAGAACCAAGACGAAGAAGACGAACAACGAAAAUGGAGACGUACCACUCCAUACCCAAGGUUGAGCUUCACGCUCAUCUCAAUGGAUCCGCCAGAGACUCCACUCUUUUUGAACUUGCUAGAGGUUUGGGUGACAAAGGUGUCAUAGCUUUCUCAGAUGUUGAGCAUGUUAUAAUGAAGAGUGAGAGGACCUUACAUGAAGUGUUCAAAUUGUUUGACUUGAUCCACAUUCUUACCACUGAUCACAAAAUUAUUACAAGAAUCACCAAAGAAGUUGUUGAAGACUUUGCUUCUGAUAAUGUUGUGUAUCUGGAGCUAAGAACAACCCCCAAGAAAAAUGAUUCAAUAGGAAUGACAAAACUCUCAUACAUGGAAGCUGUAAUAGAUGGUCUAAAGGCUGUUACUGCUGUUGAUGUUGAUUUUAUGCCCCGUGAUGGUGAUGGUGAUGCUGGUAGUGGCAUGGAUCCUGUACUUAGAAGUGAUACAUGUAAUGGGACUGAAAGAAAGAAAAUAUAUAUCAGACUUCUGUUGAGCAUUGACCGAAGAGAGACUACUGAGGCUGCGAUGGAGACAGUGAAGCUUGCUCUUGAAAUGAGACAUCUAGGGGUUGUUGGUAUUGACCUGUCUGGAAAUCCCAUUGUGGGAGAAUGGAGUACGUUUUUGCCAGCAUUAAAAUUUGCAAGAGAACAAGGUCUUUGUAUAACCCUUCACUGUGGAGAGGUACCUAAUCCAACAGAGAUAAGGUCAAUGUUAGACUUUAUGCCCCAGAGGAUUGGUCAUGCUUGCUGCUUUGAAGAAGAAGAAUGGAAGAAGUUAAAGUCCUUUAAUAUUCCGGUUGAGAUUUGUUUGACAUCCAACAUCAGGACUAAUACAAUUUCUUCACUGGACGUUCACCAUUUUGCUGAACUGUAUGAAGAAAAACAUCCCUUAUCCCUCUGCACUGAUGAUGUUGGAGUUUUCUCUACAAGUCUUUCUGGCGAGUAUAAGCUAGCUGCUUCUGCAUUUGGUCUUGGAAAGAAGGAAUUGUUUCAGCUAGCAAAAAAUGCAGUUGAAUUUGUAUUUGCUGAUAAUUUAGUGAAGAGGGAUCUAAGAGAGAUGUUUAACUCAGCUGCUAAUAAGCUGGAUUUAUUGCCAUGAUCACAUUUCAGAAGCAUCGGUUGCUUAUAUAAUAUAAUAGCUUAUUUGUUUCCAGGAAAACUAUAUGAAUCAUAGACCUGCAAAUAUGAAUUUCCUAUUAUGUCUGAGACUGUUCUGGCACUUUUGCACUUAUAGGUUUCUUAACAUGGCCUGAGUAGUCAAUACUAAUAGAUCCUUGGUUUGUUGGACCGAUUAUAGACUCAAGACUUAAUACUUCAAUAUUCUCGAUAAAUUGUUUCCAGACCAUUCGCCCCCUUGUUUCAAGACUUAAAAUUCCUGUUUUCAUCUCAUCUACUGUUAUUACUCAUGGAUUAAAUCAUCAUUUACUGAUAGAGAUGUUAUAAUGAAAAUCAUUGUCUUGUAUUCUAGUAGAAGUACUUGUAUGUAUCUGGGCUAUUCAUGCCAACACAUCUUCAGUUUUUUUUUUUUUUUGGCCAA
Messenger RNA from Cannabis sativa, 1684 nucleotides. Its product is annotated as N6-mAMP deaminase. NCBI's taxonomy places the organism in Eukaryota, Viridiplantae, Streptophyta, Magnoliopsida, Rosales, Cannabaceae. The record is from RefSeq and is a predicted model, not a curated record. Gene Ontology annotation, molecular function: adenosine deaminase activity. The coding region runs from base 143 to 1246 and encodes 367 amino acids. Gene Ontology annotation, biological process: inosine biosynthetic process; adenosine catabolic process. The transcript has 11 exons.